This is a messenger RNA of Carassius carassius (crucian carp), 3568 nucleotides long. RefSeq names its product NACHT, LRR and PYD domains-containing protein 3-like. Bases 17 to 3178 code for a protein of 1053 amino acids. Lineage: Eukaryota; Metazoa; Chordata; Actinopteri; Cypriniformes; Cyprinidae. The record is from RefSeq and is a predicted model, not a curated record. The transcript is spliced from 8 exons. Gene Ontology annotation, molecular function: protein binding.
GAGUUGGUGAAGGACAAUGGCGUCUGUUAAAGAACUGCUCGUGGACUCACUGAAGGAGCUGGUAGAAGCUGAACUGAAGGAGUUUCAUUGGCGCUUAAUGAAUGCAUAUCAUAAGUGUAUAUCAAAGUCUGAAAUGGAAAAGGCAGAUAUAUUCGACACAGUGGAAAAGAUGGUGGCAUGUUUUGGACCAGAAGGAGCUGUAAAGAUCAUGGUGGACAUCCUGAGAAAGAUGAAACAGAAUGAUCUGGCUGAUCAGCUGGAGAAUGAACACAAGCAAGCUCAGUCUGAGGGAAAUAUAAAGACAUCUGUCCCUGUUGGAGAGCUGCAAAACUUCUUGAAAACUCACAAAAACAGCAUGAUGAAGAAAGCUAAAUAUAUUUUUGAGGGCAACAAAGAAAACGACACAGAUCUCAAUACUGUUUACACAGAGCUGUUCAUCACUGAGGGAGAUAUGAAAGAUGUCAAUCAUGAACAUGAGAUUAUGAAGAUUGAUGAUGUUUUCAGGAACAACAAAACACUAGACAAACCAAUCAACUGCAAUGAUAUAUUUACUGAACUGAGAAAAAAAAAUAAGGAGAAGAUUGUGCUGACCAAGGGAGUUGCUGGCAUCGGAAAAACUGUCUCUGUGCACAAGUUCAUCCUGGACUGGGCAGAAGGAAACACCAAUCAGGAUAUAAACUGUGUGUUCCUGCUUCAAUUCAGAGAGAUCAAUGUGAUUAAAGAUAAAGAGAUCAGUCUCCAUGAGUUUCUGCUGAAAUUUUAUCCUGAACUGAAGGACCUAGAGAAAUCAAAUUUAUAUAAGGAAUGUAAGCUAGCAUUUAUAUUUGAUGGACUUGAUGAGAGUCGACUGCCAUUGAACUUUAAAAGUGACACGCCGGACACUGUUGAGGAAAGAGCAUCCGUAGAUGUGCUGUUUACAAGUCUGGUCAAAAGGAAGCUGCUUCCAUCAGCUCUGGUCUGGGUGACAUCACGACCAGCAGCAGCCAAUCAGAUCCCUCCUGAACAUGUGGGUUUGUUCACUGAAGUGCGAGGAUUUACUGAUGAACAGAAGGAGGAGUACUUCAGAAAGAGAAUCACAGAUGAGACUCAAGCCUCCAGAAUCAUCUCACACAUUAAGACGUCUCGUAGUCUCUACAUCAUGUGCCACAUUCCUGUGUUCUGCUGGAUCACAGCCACAGUACUUCAGGAUAUUCUCAUCAAGAACAAUACAGAGAACAUAAGCACAACACUCACUGAAAUGUACAUUCACUUCCUGCGGAUACAGAUGAACAUUAAGAGUCAGAAGUAUGAUGAACAAGAAGAAAGUGAACAUUCAGACCAUUUAAAAAUAAAUAGAGAAAUGAUUUUGAAGUUAGCCAAGCUAGCAUUUGAACAGCUGAAGAAGGAAAACAUUGUAUUCUAUGAGAAGGAUCUGAAAGAAUGUGGUAUUGAAGUGAGUAAAGACACUGAGUUCACAGGAAUGAUAGCUGAGAUGUUUAGGAUGGAAGAUGGACUUUAUAAGACAAAGGUCUUCAGCUUUGUGCAUCUGAGUGUUCAAGAGUUCCUCGCUGCAGUGCAUGUGUUCAUCUGCUACCUGAACAAGAACAAGCGAGAGCUUCAGUUUUUCUUUAAAGAUUCACAAAAUACAGCCAGACAAAAGCUUCAGUUCUUCUUUAGAAAUGUCAAAUUUCAUGACUUAAUAAAGAGAGCCACUGAUAAAGCUAUAAAUAGUAAGAGAGGACAUCUGGACCUGUUCCUGAGGUUUCUGAUGGGCAUUUCACUGGAAUCCAGUCAGAACAUGCUCAAAGGCCUGAUCACACACACUAAAGACACCAGUGUGAGCAUCAGACAAACCACUGAACACAUUAAAGAAUUACAAAAACAGGACAUCUCAGAUGAAACGUCAGUCAACCUUUUCUACUGCUUACUUGAGCUGAAAGAUAAUUCAUUAUAUGAGGAAAUCCAGAGUUACCUCAGUUCAGAUGCACAUCCAGGAAGAGACCUCUCAUCUUCAAUGUGCACAGUGAUGACCUACAUACUGCUGAUGUCAGAGAAGGUGCUGGAUGAGUUCAGUCCAAAGAGGUUCACGUCACCUUCAAACUACAAGAGACUCAUUCCAGCUGUGAGAUGCUGCAGAAAAGCCCUAUUUGACGGCUGUGGUUUUGAUGAAACAUGCUGUGAAACCGUGUCUUCUGCUCUACAAUCAUCAAACUCUCAUCUGAUGGAGCUGGACCUGAGUAGCAAUCAUCUGCAGGAUUUAGGAGUGAAGCUGCUUUCUGAUGGCAUGAAGAGUUCAAACUGUAAACUGAAAAUACUGAGAUUUUCCAUCUGUAGCCUCACUGCUCAGUCUUGUGAGAGUUUGUCAUUAGCUCUACAAUGCUCACACUCUGUCCUGAGAGAGCUGGACCUGAGUAACAAUGACCUGCAGGAUUCUGGAGUGAAGUUUCUUUCUGAUGGACUGAAGAGUCCAAAUUGUCAGCUGGAGAUACUGAGGUUGUCUGGCUGUAUGGUGACAGAGGAGGGAUGUUGUUAUGUGUCUUCAGUUCUGACUUCACACCCCUCACACUUGAGGGAGCUGGAUCUAAGCUAUAAUCACCCUGGAGAUUCAGAAAAACUGGAUAAAAUCAAUGUGGAUCAUGGAGGAGAAUCCAGGAUUAAAGCAGGACUAAGGAAAUAUGCCUGUUUUCUCACACUGGAUCCAAACACAGCAUACACUAAACUCAGUCUGUCUGAGGAGAACAGAAAGGUGACACAGGUGGAAGAGAAACAACUGUAUCCUGAUCAUCCAGACAGAUUUGAUGAUGUGCGUCAGGUGUUGUGUAGAGAGAGUGUGUGUGGACGCUGUUUCUGGGAGGUUGAGUGCAGUGGAGUUUUUGGUGUGUUAAUAUCAGUGUCAUAUAAGAGCAUCAGCAGGAAGGGACAGGGUAAAGAAUGUUGGUUUGGAUCUAAUGAUCAGUCCUGGAGUUUGAUCUUCUUUCCUGGCAAUUAUUUAUUCAUACACAAUAACAAACAGACUCAUAUCCCUGUGAAGUCCACCAGCUGGAGAAUAGGAGUGUAUGUGGAUCACAGUGAAGGAACUCUGUCCUUCUACAGCGUCUCUGAAAACACUAUGAACCUCAUCCACACAGUCCAGACCACAUUCACUCAGCCGCUCUAUCCUGGGUUUACUGUUUUUCAUGGAUCAGUGAAACUGUGUUGAUGAAUCAGAGACUGACGAGAGAUUCUACCCAUAAUGCUUUGAGCUGCAUGAUAAAUCAGUGACAGUGAGACGUUAUAUAGUCUCUUCUUGACAUUAAUACAUGUAAUUAAUAUUUCUCUAUUGUUUUUGUGCAUAAUAAUAAUAAAACAGGACGAGAAAUUAACUUGAGAUCAGAUCUGAAUUGAUGUUUGUAUCAUGAAUAUAAUCGAUUUCAUCACAAGACUGACAUGAGCUUCAGGAGAGUUUCUGACAUUAUAAAAUAAAACAUUCAUCAUAGUAUUUCAUCAAAUAUACUGUAACUACAGAAACACUGUAUUAAAUUACUAUGGGAUCUCUUUCAAGCGGUGAUUUUAUUUACUGUUUUUUGUUUACUAAAAUAUGUAAACGUGA